Messenger RNA from Ceratosolen solmsi marchali, 992 nucleotides. RefSeq lists its product as uncharacterized. The transcript has 5 exons. The coding region runs from base 356 to 985 and encodes 209 amino acids. Lineage: Eukaryota; Metazoa; Arthropoda; Insecta; Hymenoptera; Agaonidae. The record is from RefSeq and is a predicted model, not a curated record.
AUAAAUAAAAUUAACAAGAAGAAUUUUUAAAAAUUAUUAAUUAACAAUGGAAAAAAUGACGGAAAUUAAUUCGAUAUAUGACUCCGAUAAGCAACAUUCGCGAGAGAAAUUCUUAAGUAGAUCGCAAAAUAAAAUUAAUUCCAAUCGACUUAAUUCGUGACUUUCACACCGGUUUGCAUGCAGUCAUGAACCAAUCCAUGCUUACGCACAUGCACCCGCGCGCACGCGCGCGUAUAUAUAUAUAUAUAUAUGUAUGUGUGUAUAUGUGGUCUUAUUGUAGCACUUGUUGCACCAGCUCUGUAGAAAGAAAAUUCAGAAUCCAUUAAGUGCGAGUUUACUGUCAUUAGAGAAAAAUAUGAAAAUUGAGGUGGAGCCUGUUAAUCUGAAGAAGGAGCCGUUUAUUAUGAAGUACAAAACACCGGAGCGCCUUAUUGAAUUAUCUCAGCCGCGGAUACGAUCGCGAAUGACAAUCAGCCCAAAGAAAGAUUACCCGAAUUUAAGUAGCAUGAUGAUUUAUGAGACCUCACCACGGCUUCUUGAGCUUGCAAAACCUAAACGAAUAGAAAAAUUUCAACCCAAGGAGACUUAUCAUAUUCCGCAAAAAGUUCUUCGGGCUCAAGCCUCCAAUCGUAUAAUUCAAUUAUCGCAACCUCGGAAGUACAAUAGAUCUGCGGGUUCGAACAAUAAAAAUCUGAAUAAAUCGAAAAUUACUCCUGAAAUCGUGGCUUCUCGUUCGAUGAAAUGCUCGACUAGCAACUUCAUUACUAUAAAGAAAAAGAACAAGGAUUAUCAGCUGCCCUGGCUGAAGAAGAUUAGAAAGGAUUCUAUUGCAUUGAGUACUCAGCCAUUUCCUUCGAAAAACAGCAUAAUCGAGUCUGAAAAUAAAAACAUUGUUUUAACGAAUUCGAAGUUUUUCCAGAAAAAAGAGAAUCCUAUUAAAAGAACGUUGAAAAGAAUAGUGGAAAAAAAGCCUGUUUUUAAAUGAAUAUUGA